Molecule: messenger RNA, 186 nt
Organism: Penicillium cinerascens
Lineage: Eukaryota; Fungi; Ascomycota; Eurotiomycetes; Eurotiales; Aspergillaceae
Exons: 1
Coding region: 1-186 (61 amino acids)
Source: RefSeq, a predicted model, not a curated record
AUGAUUUGCGGAUCAUCCCAACUCCCGAAUGCCGAGAUGCGGGAUGAUCGACGUCACGGCGCGGCGUGUGCCCGCUCGCCAGUCAACGAGAAGGCCUGCUUCUCCACUAUCGAAGAAACCCCUCGUACAGUGAAGCUGCAGAAGAUCUAUCCGAGUGUUGUGCUGUCGCCAACCAACUGGUACUGA